This is a messenger RNA of Esox lucius (northern pike), 3240 nucleotides long. RefSeq names its product coronin, actin binding protein, 2Ba (gene coro2ba). Gene Ontology annotation, molecular function: actin filament binding. The coding region runs from base 240 to 1691 and encodes 483 amino acids. NCBI's taxonomy places the organism in Eukaryota, Metazoa, Chordata, Actinopteri, Esociformes, Esocidae. The record is from RefSeq and is a predicted model, not a curated record. The transcript has 12 exons. Gene Ontology annotation, biological process: actin filament organization.
UGCUUCCCUCCUGUUACCUCACUGCAGCACUCGGCAACAGCAGCACUUAGCAGCAGACACAGCAACCCAGCCGUCCCUCCCCCCUCUAUCUCACCGUCUCUCUCUCCCUCUCUCUCUCUCUGUGUGUGAGUUCGUGUGUGCAUGCUCAGCAGUGCUCUCCUCCCUCUCUCUCAGUCCUGUGGCAUAUUCCAGCACUGGUUGUAGGGGACAUCGGGACGCUCCUCACCCACUGCUUCUGCAUGACUGUCACGAAGAUGUCAUGGCGUCCGACAUACCGAAGCUCCAAGUUUCGAAACGUCUACGGCAAAGUGGCCAACCGGGAGCACUGCUUCGACGGCAUUCCCAUCACCAAGAAUGUCCAUGACAACCACUUCUGUGCGGUCAAUGCCAAGUACCUUGCCAUCGUCACGGAGAGCUCAGGCGGAGGGUCCUUCAUUGUUAUUCCUGUAUCCCAGGCUGGCCGUAUUGAACCCCACCACCCCAAAGUGUGCGGUCACCAUGGCAAUGUCCUGGACAUCAAAUGGAAUCCCUUUUUUGAAAACAUCAUAGCCUCCUGCUCUGAGGACUCCUCCGUGAGGAUAUGGGAGAUCCCUGAUGGUGGCCUGAGACGGAACAUGACGGAGGCCAUGAUGGAGCUGUAUGGACACAGCAGGCGUGUAGGCCUCAUCGAGUGGCACCCGACCAGCAGCGGAAUCCUCUUCAGCGCUGGCUAUGACUACAAGAUUUUAAUCUGGAACCUGGAACAAGGAGAGCCGGUGAAGAUGAUCGACUGUCACUCUGACGUCAUCCUCUGCAUGUCCUUCAACACAGACGGCAGCCUGCUGGCCACCAGCUGUAAGGACAAGAAGCUGCGUAUCAUCGAGCCACGCUCAGGGAGAGUCUUACAGCAUGCCAACUGUAAGAACCACAGGGUCAACAGGGUGGUGUUUCUGGGCAACAUGAAACGGCUGCUGACGACAGGUGUGUCCCGGUGGAACACCAGGCAGAUUGCAUUGUGGGAUCAGGAGGACCUGUCCAUGUCCAUGGUAGAAGAGGAGAUUGACGGCCUCUCAGGGCUGCUGUUUCCCUUCUAUGAUGCAGACACACACAUGCUUUACCUGGCAGGAAAGGGUGAUGGCAACAUUCGUUACUACGAGAUCACUACAGAGAAGCCAUACCUCCAGUAUUUGAUGGAGUUCCGCUCCCCUGCACCACAGAAAGGCCUUGGUGUGAUGCCAAAACAUGGGCUGGACGUGGCGGCCUGUGAGGUGUUCCGCUUCUACAAGCUGGUGACACUGAAGGGGCUGAUCGAACCCAUAUCCAUGAUUGUGCCAAGGAGGUCCGAGACGUAUCAGGAAGACAUCUAUCCAAUGACGGCAGGGACUGAGCCUGCUCUGUCAGCCAGCGAGUGGUUGAGCGGGAUCAACCGAGAUCCAGUGUUAAUUUCAUUGAAGGAGGGCUACCAGAAGCCCAACCAGAUAGUAUUCAAGGCCCCAGUGAAGGACAAGAAGGGAGUGGUGGUCAAUGGCAUUGACCUUCUGGAAAACAUGCCACCCAGGACUGAGAACGAGCUGCUGAGAAUGUUCUUCAGGCAGCAGGAGGAGCUGAGGAAGAUGAAAGAGGAGCUCACGACCAAGGACGUUAAAAUACGCCAGCUGGAGCUGGAACUCAACAACCUGAAGAACGUCAGCCCUGUUGUUAAUAACGUCUGACCUCUGGCGCCACCUCACGUCACCUUUAGAUUGAUCCCUCCAGUCAUACAUUACUCGUACUUGCUGUUGCGAGUGAUAAUGUAACAACCACAAUGUAAUGCACAUCGGGGUAGUGAUUCCAGGAUCCUGGAGAACUGUGGGUUUUCUAUUCCACUGUGUGGUUAGUUUAAUUCACCUGGUGUCCCAGGUCUAAAGCUGUCCCUAGUAAGAGGGCUGGAAUGAAAACCAGCCAAUAGCCUUGAUUUGAGAACCACACGAGUAAAUGUUUAGAACAGUUGUCUACCAGGUUUUCUUAUCAGUAAUCACUUUUAACUCCCUUAAUCAAUAACAUGAUAACUAACCCUUAAUGUAGUCAGUUGUUACCAGAGGAAAUGCAUUAUUUUUCUUUUAAUUGGUUAUUGGUUAUUACAGGUUUAUUACAUUAUCAGUCGCAACACCCUCUCUCCCCCUCCACCUGAGCGCCCAUCAGCGUACCCCAGGGGUCCUCGCGCCCCACCCGUCAAGCGCCUCGGAGUUGACAGAGCAUAGCCUUUGUCAUCACCCAGAAAUGCCUCGUCCAACCUCCACCCGGCCAUCACCAUGAGCAGAACCUCCCCUGGGGAAGAAAAUGGACGACAACCCCCCCCCCCCCCAGCCCCGCCCACCCCCCAGCGUUAGUACCAGCCACUACAAACCGACUUACAGCAAAGCUGUCGACCUCCCAACGGCGGCGUUUUCCAGUGGUUUACACUUCCUGUGACGAUGAAUAAUGAAUAACUCAUCAGAGUUCUGCAGGGACAUGAAUGAAGUGUGUUGCAGGACUGUUGUUUUAUCCUGUCUUCUUCUGUGAAUGUUUUGGCUGUACUGAGCUGCAGUGCUGCCUGUGACUGGCCUACAGCAACCCAAAUGUAGACUUAGCGGGCAGUUUGUCUACUCUUAUUAUCUCUAGGCUAACUUUUGUAUUCCUUUAUUUUAUUUAUUUGUUAUAUUUUAAAUCUUUUGUUUUACUUUACGUGGAAACAUCUCAUCACCCUUUUGGGAGAAUUUACGGCCAUGUAAAUGGUGAUGAUUGAAAUGCUUUUGACUGAAUUUUGUUUAUACCCGAAUGAGGGCAUUUUGGGUGAGACAGUACACUGUAACAGGUGACCUUGAGUUAUUUUCCUGACUGAAUCAACACGAUACUAAAUCAUGUAAAUUGGAAUAUCAGUCAACGUGAAAUUUGAUUUUGUGCCUAACAGUACAUCAAACCGAAAUAUGAACACAAUAUUUUUAGCCUUCAUAUCUUUCAGUUAUAAAUAUUCCGUUUUAGAAACCAACAUAGUACAUUUACGAUGUUACACAAGAUCCAUUUCCCUGGAGCUGAGAAAUGCUGAUGCUGAUGAUAUUUCUUGUAGUUUCGGUUCAUAAUCUUUCUCUAGUGAAUAAUGAUAUUUAGCAGUAUUGUCACACUGUUGUCAUAACCGGUAAUUUACCCUGCAGGGGUUGACUAACUACAUGAAUGAAAAACCCUUAUUAUUUACAUAAGGCCAUUAUUUACAUCUUUACUCUAACAUAAACCAUGUACAGAAAA